AAAUGCGGAACUUAUGCGUGCAUAUAGCCCAUUUACUCCCUGACAGCAAAUGGCGCUAUAGACCGGUUACCCUGGUAACCGCUACAGCACAGAGCAACUUUCUGUUUGAUUAUCAGUUUAAUGAGUUCAAUGAAAACUGUGGGAACUAUUACUUAUAUUACAUGCAUUUGAUUGUCAAUUUCUACAUUUUAAAACUUGUUUUCGCAGGGUGAAAACAAUAAAUGCUCUUUUUAGGGCAGUGGAACACUUAGAGCUCUGUAACUUUUUAAUUACAAAUUAUUAUGUCACAACAUCAAGGCGAAUUUUAUUUUUUAUGAAAUUUUGAUUUCAUGACAUGUUAUAUUUAAUCUAAUAAUAAAUCCAAUCAACUUUGGCUGUUCUCUUAACAUAAAUAAAAUGUUUGUGUUUUGUUUCAACAGAAGCAUCAACACCAUCAACACCACCUGCACCAACCCUGCAGGUGUCCUUAAUGAAAAUUAAGGAAGAGAACACAUUUUUGCUCUCAAAAAUCAAAGUCCUUGAGGACAAAUGUACAGAAUUAGAGAGCGAGAGGGAUUUCCUGCGCAGCAGUCUGACAAAUGCAUUGUCAACAAAGGAUGAGAUGCAAGGAGCUUCCUCCAAAAUGCGAAAUAUGAUUGUUAACCCUGACUCUUCUGAUGAAGUAGACAACCUGAAUGAAAAAAAGGGGAAAAGAAGGGCAAGAAAGGAAAAGAAAAAAAAGUCAAAGAAAGUUGACUCUUCAUCCUCUUCCAGUGAAUCAGUGUCUUAUUCCACCUCUGAUUCAUCUGUUUCGUCUUCACCCCACAAAUCAAGGAAACAUAAGAAAAAAUCAAAGAAAGCUGGAAAAAAAAUGCAAAAAAGCAGAAGAGUGUUUCUACCAGAGCAUGCAAUCGAAAGAUAUAAAAAGGUCCUGCAGUACUUGCAACAAGGAAUCACCAAAACGCAGGCAUACCAUAAGUGUGGGGUUGACCGCAAAACAAUAGUGGAUACUGCAGCGAUAGCUGAGCUAGAGGCUUGUGACGGUGAAACCUACAAGACCUUGCGUGAAACAUUCCACAGAGGCCAAAAACUGUCACAGUUUGCCGAACAAUGCAAAGAAAUGUGCAUGAAGGAGCCACUUCAAAGUGUCAUUGAGCAAAAAAAGAAAAAUGGCUUGCUCAUUGACCUUUGCCAAAAACAAAAGUAACUAUUGUUCAAAAGUGUGUUAGAGAAACAUUGGCACGGUUGAAGUUCAGGCCUUGGGAGUGCAUACACAUUUAUUUUAUUUGUUGACAUUUUAUUUGUUUAGUUUUAGUUUUUUUUUGUUUUUUUGUAAUUUCGUGUAAAAGUAUUGGAAUUUAAACAAUUCUUUAUGGCAGUGAUUACCUGCUGUUUUGUUGUGGGAUUUUUUUAUUUUUUAUUUUUUUUUUUGAAAACAUGUUUGACACUUUUUUGCAAUAAAUUUCAAUGUUCUAACAAUUUGUCAUCUUGUAAUGUGGAAUUACAGUUCAGCACCUGGUAAUCAUUCAUUAGCCCCUAUAUUUUCACUUUAGAAUACUGUUCCAGGUUCUAGAUAAUUCCCUCAGAGUUAUGUAGUAAUUAUGUAUUAAUUACCAAUGGGUUCCCUAUAUUUUCACUUUAGAAUACU
Pimephales promelas (fathead minnow) is the source of this 1627-nucleotide messenger RNA. The record is from RefSeq and is a predicted model, not a curated record. NCBI's taxonomy places the organism in Eukaryota, Metazoa, Chordata, Actinopteri, Cypriniformes, Leuciscidae.